UCCAGCAAAGAUUCUUGAGCAUGGCAGCCCAAACCCUGUGAACUCUGAUGGAGAGAGGCUGCAAAAACCAGAACCUGCAGUGCGUUAUGCUAAUCCUCCUCCACUCACAAGCUAUGAGUAUCCAGACUUGCCCAUAGCCAAAAACAGACAGGAGCUGAUUUCCCUCAUAGAAAACAACUCUGUAGUGAUCAUUCGAGGAGCCACAGGCAGUGGCAAGACCACCCAGCUGCCACAGUACAUUCUGGACUAUUACAAUGAGAAAAAUGCCUCAUGCAACAUUGUAGUCACCCAACCACGUAAAAUUGGAGCCACCAGUAUUGCUCGAUGGGUUGCCAAACAGCGGAAGUGUACCCUGGGUAGUCUGGUGGGAUAUCAGAUUGGCCUGGAGAAGAUGGCAACUGAGCAUACCCGACUAAUCUACAUGACUACAGGAGUGCUGCUGCAAAAACUGGUUCAGGCCAAGUCCCUCACUGAAUUCUCCCACAUUUUUGUGGAUGAGGUUCAUGAGCGCACAUCAGAAAUGGACUUUCUCCUGCUAGUUUUGAGAAAACUCCUCCGUUCCAACUCUUACCACAUCAAGAUAAUCCUUAUGUCAGCCACCAUUAACUGCAAGCAGUUUGCUGACUACUUUGCCACUCCUAUUCGUGGCAAACUGAACCCAGCCUAUGUGUUUGAAGUGGAAGGGGCAUCCUAUGCCACUGAAGAUUUCUACCUGGAUGACCUCCACCACCUGUCUCCGUAUAGGACUGAAUCAGCACAUCCAGGCGACCCAUACAUCUCAGCAGAUAUGUACAGUCUUGCCAUCAGUCUCAUCCAGAGCUUUGAUGAAAUGGAGGGCAAAAAUUCCAGCAAGGCCGAGAAAGAGGGAGGCAUGACUUUGUCAGAGAGAGGAAGUGUUUUGGUUUUCCUCCCUGGCAUACAUGAGAUAAGCUACAUGCAGGAGGCCUUGACCAAGCUGGUUCACAAAAG
Haplochromis burtoni (Burton's mouthbrooder) is the source of this 969-nucleotide messenger RNA. RefSeq names its product ATP-dependent RNA helicase TDRD9. Gene Ontology annotation, cellular component: intracellular anatomical structure. Lineage: Eukaryota; Metazoa; Chordata; Actinopteri; Cichliformes; Cichlidae. Gene Ontology annotation, molecular function: RNA binding; ATP binding. The record is from RefSeq and is a predicted model, not a curated record.